Epinephelus fuscoguttatus (brown-marbled grouper) is the source of this 3739-nucleotide messenger RNA. RefSeq names its product WD repeat, sterile alpha motif and U-box domain containing 1 (gene wdsub1). Gene Ontology annotation, biological process: protein ubiquitination. Bases 74 to 1576 code for a protein of 500 amino acids. The record is from RefSeq and is a predicted model, not a curated record. NCBI's taxonomy places the organism in Eukaryota, Metazoa, Chordata, Actinopteri, Perciformes, Serranidae. The transcript has 14 exons. Gene Ontology annotation, molecular function: protein binding; ubiquitin-protein transferase activity.
CUGAUCGAUGCGGAAGUAAACAACAUUCGGCAGAACAGACAACACGGCGGACGAGAAAGGACCGUCUCUCCAAAUGACGUCUCUGAUUUGCACUUUACAAGCCCAUCGAGACGAUGUCAACUGGUGUGCCUUCUCUGGCAUGCUGCUUGCCACAUGCUCCGGAGACAAAACUCUCAGGAUAUACAGCACCCGUGACUUCUCUGAGCUGCCCUUCUCCCCGCUGUCAGGACAUGGAUACGGCGUCCACUGCUGCUGCUUCAGCACCUGCGGACAGUUUCUUGCCUCGUGUUCAACUGAUGCAACCACGAUGGUCUGGUCCAUGGUCACGGGCGAGAUUGAGGCCGUCCUGCAGCAUCCAGGUCGUAGUCCUGUGAGGAUCUGUGCGCUGUCUCCUGACUCUGCCCACCUGGUUUCUGGUGCAUCAGAUGGCACUUUGGCUCUGUGGGAUUUUCCCUCCAAAAAGUUGCUCAGGACCGGAGGAGUGAAUGACACGACAAUGGUAGCCUGCUCCUUCAGCCCCUGCAGUCAGGUGUUCAUGACCGGCUCCACCUACGGAGACCUGCGUCUGUGGGACCUGAACAUGAACCAGCUCCAUGCAGAGAAAAACGCCCACGACUUGGGUGUCACCUGCUGCACCUUCGCUCCCAGCAUCCUCAGUGGUGGUCAAGUCGUGCAGUUUCAUCUGGCAUCCUGUGGGCAAGACAGUCUCCUGAAGAUCUGGGUCAUUAACAAGUUCAACUCUGGAGCACAAUCCACUCUUCAUAAAAAAGGCUAUAAGAUGCAGCUCCUGCACACACUGACCGGCCAGUCGGCUCCGGUCCUUUCCUGUGCGUACUCCUCAGAUGGGCAGCUGCUUGUGUCUGGCUCUGUGGACAAAACUGUCACAGUCUAUGACGCUAAAAAUGCAGUUCUGCUUUACACACUGAACCAGCAUGAGAGGUAUGUGACGGCAUGCGCCUUCUCCCCAACUUCACCACUAAUUGCAACUGGAUCUAUGGAUAAGACUGUAAACAUCUGGAGGCUGGAGGACGGAUGCAGUGACCGUGGCGAGAAGUCGUUGCCUGAGCUGUCUGCUUUGACAUCAAGUGAAGGCAGAACCUCAGCAGGCCGGUCCAGGCUGCUGGUCAGCGAUUGGUCAGAGGGGGAUGUGUCAGCGUGGCUGGUGGAGGAAGGCCUCGAGGGAUUGGUGGACAAAUUCAUGGCCAACAACAUAGAUGGGACAGAGCUGCUCAGUCUCACCAAGGAAACACUGGCGUCAGAGCUGCACAUAGAGUCAGUGGGCCUGCGCAGUAAACUCCUGAGGAAAGUGGAGGAGCUGAAGAGUGAUUCAGUGUGUAUAGGCAUUCCUGAUGAGUUCCUGUGUCCAAUCACCAGAGAGCUGAUGAGGGAGCCGGUCAUUGCUGCUGAUGGAUACUCCUAUGAAAGAGAGGCCAUCGAGAGCUGGAUCAACACGAAGAACCGCUCCAGCCCCAUGACCAACCUCCCCUUACUGACGACUCUGCUCACCCCUAAUCACACCCUGAAGAUGGCUAUUGGCCGCUGGAAGACCAGCCACCAGCAUGUGAAAGACCUCUGACCCACAGUGCCCCAAAUAGUUUACCCAAAGUCUGUUGGCAUUGGCUGUAGAGAUGUCUGCCUUCUCUCAAACAUAAUGGAACUAGGUGGCACUUGGCUUGUGGUGCUCAAAGUGCAAAAAAACAGACCUCAUGAGCAGUUUCAUUGAGGAACUUUCUUCUCUGAAACUACACCCACCAAUCAUAUCACCGUGCAGAACAAGGAGUGCAUCUACUGCUAGCUCACCUAGCACCACUGAGCUUGCUAGUGUUAUAGCUCAGCUGAGGAGGACGCAAUUAAUGUUUACAUUUCGCACUGUCACAAGCAUGAGCCUCCCGUCCAUGAAAAGAUGCAAGCCUCCUCCUGCAAGGUAUUUUGGGUGAAGGAAAGAAAAUAGUUACGACAUGAAACUGCUCAAAACAAGGUCUAUGGAUUAUCUCAAGUAACUGGGACAUGAUUUUUGGAAAGAGACAUUGCUGUUGAGUUUUCGCCACAAGCCGAGUGCCAUCUAGUUCCAUUAUAUCAAAGAAAAGGCUAUCUCUACAGCCGAUAUCUCCAACACUUGGCAACUCACACCAAAACAAUCUAUAAUGAUAAAUAGCACCACAGGUUAAGAGGAGAAAUUUGUGUUUUUGAUUUGGAAGUGAACCGUCCCUUUAAUAUUCAUUAGCCUUUCAUCUGCUUUUUGGUCCGCCAUCUCCUUGGAAAAAGACCUUGGUCUCUUUGCUUCUCCUAAUAUUAGACUUUCCUCAUCAGUCAGUCACUUACUUUAGCUUUAAGUCAAUUUUAGUGCACAAAUGGUUUGUUCAGGCUGAUAAUAGACAGUGUUCUGGCCUGUUAAUCAGAAAAAAAGCUCUUUAUAAGUGCUAAACAGACACCUCAUGAAAAAAAAUAAUUCUGUAACACUCCAGGAUCCUAAUUAAAAAAAAAAACAUAUAAUAAGUGUACAUUAUAACAUUUUAAUUACCCAGGUAGCUAUUUUGUUGAACAAUGUAUAUUAAAAUGGGUUGCAUUUAUACAUAAAACAAUGAGAUGUGAGUGGCUUAUCAGUAAUGUAGAUUAGCUUACUGAAAACACUGUCUGCACUGUCUGUAUUUAAGCACUACAUUUUUAGAUUGUCAUUGCAGGACUUUGCUUAUACAAACCCUAUGGGAAUAGUGCUCACUCAAAGUAGUUAAGGGUUUAUACGCCUCGUUUCCACAGUUUGGUUGGUGUCCGUAUUUGGGUGUAGUAUACAGAGUAUGCCCCUAGUGUUCAACGCAAGGAACUGCAUCUCUGUACGGAUGGAUAAAAACGCCACCGCAGAAAUUGCGGAAAAGUUAGUUUCACUGUCCAGUGGUGCUGAAUAUGUGCAUUGAGCAGUACAAAGACAAAAACAGGACCAAUAAUGCAUGACGACAAAUUAGCAAGGAGGUCAGCCAGUCAGGCGCAUCAUCUUUAUCCACUAUGCGUGCACUCUAAAUGUUGUACAGCUAUCAUGCUACCAAUGUUAGCUAGCUUAACAUGCCAUCAAACUUGCCUAAUUAGAGCAGUUUUACAUUCAUUUAUCUGUUUGCUAAUUUGUUUCUAUGCUUGCUUCUUGUGGCACAUUAUUUUUAUUGAAUUUAAGCUAAUACCAGACCAAAAAAUAAAUAAAAAUAUGAGUUUCACAAACACAUUAAAGGUCACGGAGGUUCUCGUUGGAAUAAAAGGACUUCGGGUUAACUCACAUACGUACACAGAGCUAUGUGGAAACGAGGCGCUACUUCCCUGUGCAAGCUCAUACCCAGCUUUUAAUCAUGUAACGACAUUAAUGAAGACAUUUGUGCAAUAUUCAGAAAUUGCAUUGUCUGCAUUUUUAUACAAGUACUUUAUUUUGAUGAUGUGGUUAAAUGUCAGUUUGAUAAAGUUGGGUUGUACUGUGAAGCCUUUACCCAUCCAUACACAUUCUGAAGCUUAACAUUUUAUGUAUUAUACUGUGAAAGAAGUAGAUGUAGAAAUGUGGUCCUCCAUUAAUAUUUUAUUAUACCACAAUAAUAAUGUGGUAACAUUCUGUAAUCCAUAGUAUGACAUAGUAUGAAAGUGGGUAUAUGACAACUAUGGACAUACAGCAGCUGUAAGAAGUCUUAAGAUUCUCUAUCCUCGACUGCUGCCCGUGUAAAUGCUCUCUCUUUCUCUCUGUGUCCAAAUAAACCAAUAAACACUU